AGCAGAGCCGCUUUGUGUGAGAGAGGAGGCGGCGACAGAGGCUGUCCAGCUCAGAGACCUGCCCAAGGCCCCAGACACGACCACCCGGCCAGCAUGGGCAUCCUCGCCACCCUCGCUGCUUUUCUCCUGGCAAUGCUCUGGGCUCAGGACAUCACUUGCUCUGAAGAGGCGGCUCCUAGCUCCCCUGUAUUGCACCUAAGGCAGCAGAAGGCUGGAACGGGAAGGGUUAAGAGGGCCUGGGUGAUCCCACCCAUCAGCGUGUCUGAGAAUCACAAGCGGAUCCCUCACCUUUUGGUGCAGAUUAAAUCAGACAAGCAGCAACCUGGAGGAGUCAUCUACAACCUCAAGGGGCCAGGCGUGGAUGAGGAGCCGCGGGGAGUCUUCUCCAUCGAUAAGCUCAGCGGGAAAGUCUACCUCAACACUAUGCUGGACCGGGAAAAGAACGACCACUUUCGGCUGAAGGCCUUUGCAUUGGACCUGGGGGGAGUGACCCUGGAAGACCCCACUGACUUGGAGAUUGUGGUCAUGGACCAGAAUGACAACCGGCCGCUUUUCCAGCAAGACGUCUUCUCGGCACAUGUGGUGGAAGGAGCUGCCCCAGGUACGUUCGUGUUAAAGGCAGAAGCUACAGAUGCAGAUGACCCGGAGACCGACAACGCAGCACUGAGAUACUCCAUCUUGGAGCCUGCCCUGAACGGCGUCUUCGCAAUGGAUGAGCUCUCUGGGGAGCUCCACACGGCUCAAGUCGAGCUUGACCGGGAGGUAGUUGGCGUUUACAACUUGACCCUCCAAGUGGCGGACAUGUCUGGCGAGGGGCUCACCACGACAGCCAGUGCAGUGAUCUACAUCGACGAUAUCAACGACAACCCCCCUGAAUUCUCUGCAAAGGAGUUCUUCAUGGAGGCCCCUGAGAACAAAGAGGGCGUGGUUGUUGGGCGGCUGAUGGUGCAAGACAAGGACCUUCCUGGCUCUCCUAACUGGCUGGCCAAGUUCACCAUCCUAGAAGGGGACCCCGAGGGAGCUUUUGCCAUCCAGGCAGACCCCCUCACCAACGACGGCAUUGUCUCCCUGGUGAAGGCCCUUGACCACGAGCAACAGGACCAGUUUGAACUGCUUGUCUCCGCCCAGAACCAAAGUCCCCUGGAGCCGUCAGCCCCCAAGGCUGCCCGGGCUUUGGCUACAGUGCGGGUGCGGGUGCUGGAUGCCAAUGAAGCCCCCUUCUUCCGGGAGAACCCCUGGAAGGGGAGGGUGGAUGAAGGUGCGCCCCCCGGCACGGAGAUCACCAUCUACCGUGCAAGUGACCCCGAUACCCACCAGGCGCAAGAACUCAGGUAUUCCCAAGCCUUCAGCCCAGACAACUGGCUGCAAGUCGACCCUGAGUCCGGCAUGGUGCGCACACGCCACACGGUGCCGCCACGGGCAAAGUUCUUGGAGGGAUGGUAUACCACACAGAUCCUGGCCUGUGAUAAUGGAAGCCCCCCCCUCACCGCCACGGGGACCCUCUCGGUCGAGGUGCUGGAAGUCAACGACCACGCGCCGCUCCUGCUGCCGGCGUCGGGCGAGCUGUGCCAGCCGGGGGGCAGCCUGGUGCUGGGCGCCACCGACGAGGAUCUGCCGCCCCACGCCGCCCCCUUCCACUUCGGAUUCAGCGCCAGCGGGACGCAGCUGGCCCACAACUGGAGCCUCACGCCGGCCAACGCCACCCACGCGCUGCUGCGGCGCCGGGGCGAGGCGGCGCCGGCGGGGCUGCACGUGCUGCGGCUGCUGCUGCGCGACUCGGGCCGGCCGCCGCGGGAGCGGGAGCAGCUGCUGAACGUGUCGGUGUGCGCCUGCGGCCGGGGCGGCGCCUGCCGGGCCGGGCCGGCCGCCCUCGAGGGCCCCGCGGCCGGCCUGGGCGCCGCGGCGCUGGCGGUCAUCCUGAGCAGCGCCGCCCUGCUCCUGCUGCUGGCGCUGCUGGUGGCCGCCGUGGAGCCGUGGCGGCGCCGCCGGGCGCUGGGCCGGGCGCUGCUGGGCGGCUGGCGGGACGACGUGCGCGACAACGUGCUCAACUACGACGAGCAGGGCGGCGGCGAGGAGGACCAGGACGCCUACGACCUCAGCCAGCUGCGCCGCCCGGAGCUCCUCGCGGCCCGGCCGCCCCUCCGCCCCGAGCCGCCCGCCGCCUUCGGCCCGCGCCCGCGCCGCGCCCCCGCCGGCCCCUCCGACAUCGAGGACUUCAUCCGCGAGGGGCUGGCGGCAGCAGAUGCGGACCCUGGCGUGCCUCCCUACGACACAGCCCUCAUCUACGACUACGAGGGGGACGGCUCGGCUGGUGGGUCCCUCAGCUCCAUUCUUUCCAGCUCAGCGGAUGAGGAUCAGGAUUACGACUACCUCAAUGAGUGGGGGCCACGCUUCCGGCGCCUGGCGGAGCUCUAUGGCCAAUAAGGAGAAGGCACAGGGAUUGGAGGGAGGGGACGAGAUGGAGCCAGGUGCGCCAAGACACAGUGUGGGCCUCCUGGCAGCCGUGGAAAGACCUGGGACUUCCUCAAGAACCCUUCACAGACUGCAGGGAUCAUCUUUCCCCUGGGAUCUAGGCUGGGGGGAGGGACCAUUACUCCUCCCUGAGCAGCAACAGCCUCCCACCCUUCCGGGGGAGGCAGCAUUUGGCACACCUGAAGCAGAACUCCCUGGGAGUCAGGCCCACUGCCUGGAAGAAAAGCCUGACACCCGGGGGUGGGCCCUGGAGAAUGCUUUGCAAGAAGAGCUGAGCACCACCUCCCCGCAGGACUGGAAACUGGGCGGGGGGGGGGGCACUCCUCCCAUCGUGCCAGAAGAAAGGAAGGGCAUGAAGGAACUGAUGGCAGAUGAAUCGGGACAGAUCCUGGCACUGAAGGGAAACCAGGGGGGAAACAGCAGAAAGGCCAGGAGAGGGUAGUUGGGCAAAGUUGAAGGACUUUAAAUCAAAGGGGAACCAGCCAAGGCAGAUACUGGGGAGCUACGUCACAGGGAGCGUGUGCCCCUUUCUGCCCUCGCCAAGUGACCAUCUGGCACAGGCAUGAAGUUGCCCUGUGCACAGAAUACCCGGCCCAAAGACGGCACCUGGCUCCUUCCCCGCUGCCCGCCAUGACAGCCCCAGGCCCUGUUCUCAUGGGAGGAGGGGGCUCUCGGUGCCAGCCACUGCACGGAAGGUGCUGGGCUUUUGCUGCGAGACUGGUGA
Molecule: messenger RNA, 3196 nt
Organism: Eublepharis macularius
Lineage: Eukaryota; Metazoa; Chordata; Lepidosauria; Squamata; Eublepharidae
Gene: CDH15
Product: cadherin 15
Exons: 14
Coding region: 94-2424 (776 amino acids)
Biological process (GO): homophilic cell-cell adhesion; calcium-dependent cell-cell adhesion; adherens junction organization
Cellular component (GO): adherens junction; catenin complex; plasma membrane
Molecular function (GO): cadherin binding; calcium ion binding
Source: RefSeq, a predicted model, not a curated record